AUGGCCUCCGCCUCCGCCGCCGCCGGCUUGGCGCCCUCGGCAGCGGCGCCGGUCCUCCGCAUCAGGCCGCCGCCGGCGUGGACGGCCGAGGAGGACGCGCGCCUGGAGCGCCUCGCCAGGGAGCACGGCUGCCGCCACUGGCGCCGCGUGGCCGCGUCCCUGCUGACGGGGCGGUCGUCCAGGCAGUGCCGCGACCGGUGGCGCCACCACCUCGCCCGCGACGUCUACCACCGGCCAUUCACCGCCCGCGACGACGACGACCUCGCGCGCCUCUACGUCCGCCACGCCGGCCGAUGGAGGGACAUCAGCCGGGCCGUCCACGGGCGCACGUCGCGCGCCAUGAGGCGACGCUGGAGGGAGCUCCGGGACAGCGACGCGUUCCUGAGCAAGCUGUGGAGGCCGCGGCCCCCACCUCCUGCCCCAUGGACGGAUGCAGGCGCGUCCCUCGCACUCGCAGCAGGAUUGUUCACCUGCGCGGGCACAUCCCAGCUUCCUGCAACCUUUCAAGCUAGUUGCUUCCCAUGGGCAAGUCAUGUCAUCCCCGAUGACUUCAAGCGUUCUAACGAGAAGGACGGCUGCUCGCGCAACUACGCCGUCCUCCCGAGCUCCUCCAUCUCCAGGUCGAGGUCGAGCAACUUCUCAGCGCUGGACGCGAACUGCUUCCGGAGGAAGUUCCCGAUGAGCCGUGUGGGCGGGUCCACGCCGCCACCUUCCGUCACGGCGCUCGCCUGCUGCUAUUGCUGCUACGGAGACAGCGAAGGGGACAGCGCAUUCGACGGUGACUGCGGCGGGCGGUUCUUGAAGCUGAACGCCUCGGUGCCGGCGGGCUGCCCAUCGGCACAACCGGCGCCAUCGUUGUUCCAAAACUCGUAG
Setaria italica (foxtail millet) is the source of this 873-nucleotide messenger RNA. RefSeq names its product transcription factor MYB30. Gene Ontology annotation, cellular component: nucleus. Gene Ontology annotation, molecular function: DNA-binding transcription factor activity, RNA polymerase II-specific; RNA polymerase II cis-regulatory region sequence-specific DNA binding. NCBI's taxonomy places the organism in Eukaryota, Viridiplantae, Streptophyta, Magnoliopsida, Poales, Poaceae. The coding region runs from base 1 to 873 and encodes 290 amino acids. Gene Ontology annotation, biological process: regulation of DNA-templated transcription. The transcript has 2 exons. The record is from RefSeq and is a predicted model, not a curated record.